Messenger RNA from Solanum dulcamara, 3756 nucleotides. RefSeq names its product molybdate transporter 2. The record is from RefSeq and is a predicted model, not a curated record. The transcript has a single exon. Lineage: Eukaryota; Viridiplantae; Streptophyta; Magnoliopsida; Solanales; Solanaceae. The annotation marks the transcript as partial. Gene Ontology annotation, molecular function: molybdate ion transmembrane transporter activity. Gene Ontology annotation, biological process: molybdate ion transport.
UGUUUGUGCGUGCGCGCGACUUUCAUUUCAUCAUUUGGAUCACUCCUCCCCUGCCAACUCCCCACAGGCAAAAAAAUGGCUGACCAGACUACUCCCCUCCUCCGCCGCAACUGGUGGCGCAGCCGCCUUUCCUCCAUUCCGUUCACCGGCUCACUCCGCCUGAAAACCUCCUUACUCUCCGAACUAGGUGGCUCCGUCGGCGACUUAGGCACUUACAUCCCCAUUGUCUUAGCACUAACAUUAGUCAGCAAUCUUGAUCUCAGCACUACCCUUAUCUUUACUGCAUUCUACAAUAUUAUCACUGGUACUAUUUUCGGAAUCCCCAUGCCUGUUCAACCCAUGAAAUCUAUUGCUGCCGUCGCCGUCUCUGAGAUACCUCAUCUCACCGUACCCCAAAUCGCCGCCGCCGGAAUCUCCACCGCCGGCACACUUUUAUUCCUCGGAUCCACCGGACUUAUGUCCUUCUUUUACCACUUUAUUCCUCUCCCUGUUGUCCGAGGCGUUCAGCUUUCUCAGGGCCUUGCUUUUGCCUUCUCUGCUAUCAAAUACAUCCGUUAUAACCAAGAUUUUACCAGUACAAAGGCUAGCACCACCACCCCACGUCCGUGGCUUGGACUUGACGGCGUUAUUCUGGCCCUCACGUCCGUUUCUUUUCUCAUACUCGUCACCGGCUCCGGCGAAGUCGUUGAGGACGAUGAAGACGGGAGCGAUCGUCGUAGAGUUCGGCGUAGAUUACGAAUACUAUCAGCAAUUCCGGCAGCUCUUGUAGUGUUUUUGUUGGGAUUGAUCCUCUGUUUCGUUCGUGACCCUUCAAUCAUUCAUGAUAUUAAAUUUGGUCCUUCAAAACUUCACGUUUUGAAAAUCACAUGGGAAGACUGGAAAACUGGUUUUCUCCGGGGUGCGAUUCCCCAGAUUCCGUUAUCCGUGUUGAAUUCGGUGAUAGCUGUGUGUAAAUUGUCAGCUGAUUUGUUCCCGGAGAAGGAAGUGUCGGCUACGAGAGUCUCCGUGAGUGUUGGAUUAAUGAAUUUGGUGGGUUGUUGGUUUGGGGCAAUGCCAUGUUGCCACGGGGCUGGGGGACUGGCUGGACAGUAUAGAUUUGGUGGGAGGAGUGGUGCUUCGGUGGCGUUUCUUGGAUUGGGCAAAUUGGUUCUUGGUUUGGUAUUUGGGAGCUCAUUUGUGAGGAUUUUGAAUCAGUUUCCUAUUGGGAUACUUGGGGUGCUUCUGUUGUUUGCUGGGAUAGAAUUGGCUAUGGCUUCAAGGGAUAUGAACUCAAAGGAAGAAUCUUUUGUUAUGUUGGUUUGUGCUGCUGUUUCAUUGACGGGUUCCAGUGCAGCAUUGGGAUUUGGUUGCGGUAUUGUGCUGUUUUUGCUGCUGAAAUUGAGGGAAUUGGACUGCUUUGAUAGUUGCUUUGGGAGAUCAAACGAUGAGAGUAGUCUCAAUCCGUAAGAACAGAGAAGAUAUAGAUUUCUUCGCGACAUUAUUUAUGUUCAUAUGCGAACUUGUGUUACCUAUUCCUUUGCGUCAGUACAAAAUCCUUCAUAAUCUAUAUAUAUCUUUGAUAAUAUCAACCAAAAAAAGAGAAGAUUCUGUAUUUCUUCGAUAUUUGUUUGUUAUGGAUCUUGUUCGCAGCAUGCUAGACUAUACCAAUUAGGAGGCAAUGCGGUUUUUGUUUGGUCCUGACUAAAGGAAAGAACCUGAACUCAUAAAUGAAAUCGAACUAAAAGAUUGCUCUAAAGUGAGGAAGAAUCAGGAAGCGCAUUUCGUCUUCCAACUAUAACACUCUCAAAAUAGUUAAGUAUUAAACAUAAGGUAGCAAUCUGAGCCUACUGAAGAAUUAAUGUGCCUCUAGGUGAUUGCGUAGUUUUGUAAACUGUUUUAAAACCUUGGCUUGACUCUUGGUGUGAAAGAAAUGGAUUCUCCUGUGAAAUGUACACAUAACAGGACAAUAGAUUGAUUUUUUCGUGCUGAUUCACUUGGCUAUAAGCUAUUGUUUUCUUUGCUCGCUAGGCUUUUUAUCAUAAUUGUUGACUUGCGUUCACAUGGUGCAAAUCAUUAGCUGUAUGUAUGCUUACAAAGCCUCUGGGUUGAAUUUUGCUUUGUUCCAGAAUAUCAGUCAGUACCCAAAAGCAACUAGAUGAUCAGGUAUCAAUUGAUACUCAUAUAAGGAUAGUUCUUGUAUCUUGACUUGUUCACCUUUUUCUAGUGAGUGGAUGAUCUUUGGCCUUUCAUCUUUCUGCUUAAGAUAAUAAGAGAAAUAAUAAUCUCCUUCCAAAUGGUAAGUCUGCUUUCAUUUUACUGCCUUCUAGUUCUGGCUAUCUUAAUGCUCUUGGCGAUCACUGCCCCAUUUUAUUCUGAAUUUGAAUCAUCAUCAGAGGAUGAGGAAAUCCAAAGCAUUUGUAAGUUUAAAUGCCUUUGUGGAAGCUGAAAACAGAAAGUAAUCCACUUUUAGCUAUAUCUUCUAGCAUGAAGCUUGGAACUGAUAUGAUAUAUAUGGGUACGCCAAAACACUCUCCUCUGGGCCAAUUCCUAUCUGAAACUAGCUUCUUUUUGAGCAUUGAGCAUAUAUUUUACUCAACAAGUUGAUGUUGAACUGGGCAUGUGUGGAAUCUUAUUCAUAGCCAUUACAGGGAAAAAAGUUGAAGAUUCUUCAGCUGCGCUGCAAAGAUGGUCUCUUCGGUUCCAUACAAGUGCUGGCUGCUCUGAUCUAACCAUGAUUUUCUUAACUCUCGCUAGUGAGAGGGUGACUUUUGAGGGAAGAGAAGUCUAACUAGAAAAUCAGACGCUAAAAUAAGACAAGGUCCAUAUUAUUUCAAACCUGAGCUACAACUUGAAUUACCAUUUUGUAUCAAACAGCAGGUAUCUAAAGUUUUGAAAUCCAUGAGUCAAGAUGAAUUGCACAAUGAAAGAAGCAUUUGACAUUGAUAUAGUUUCAAAGUGCCAUAGCAUGAUGCUUUGUGAGAAUCAGGAACCAUUAUUCAUCCUAGACUGGGAUAUUAUAGUGAGAGAUGCUAUAUUCAAGAAUUAUAAGCUCGAGUACAGAACUGCAUUGUUCACCAGAAACGAAGCUAAGCGAUUCUUUCUGCUGUAUUGAGAGCAGUCUAUCCUUCAGAGAACUGCAUCUUUCAUGAGCAACAUCUUUGGACCAACCAUUUAUUCUAAAAAAAAAACAAUGGGAUACUUCCUCUGAGAAGCUUUGCAUGGUUGGUUAAAUGGGACGACGAGUGACUGAUGGAAGUGAUUCAUGAAUAUGGUUGUGAUUACCCAACACAUUUUCACUCACUCAGUAAAACGUUCAUUCUCGAACCAUCUCCAGACUCUAGAAAAACAAUAAACGUUCCACGAGGGACUUAGCUAGUUUGUCUCUUUGUAGCACAAAAGUUGAGAAUAACAUGUAUUGCUUCACAGAAACCAAGGUAAGAUUACUCGAAGAAGAAUACCAGGGUGGUUGAGGUAUUCUCCUUUAGAAGUUUGUUCUGCUGUAGUUCUCUUUUUUUGCAUCACAGUAUGCUGCCUGGUGGAAACUGAGAUACAAGUUAGUAUUGCUUUUUGUUUCCUCAAAUAGCUAACAUGGAAUGGUAUCCAGGCUAAGCCAUUCAGCAAAUUUUAUUACAUUGGAUUUUGUGUUCUGAGGUUCCUUCUCUGCAUCUUCGACAUUAUGUCCACCUCAUAGAUUCUGUGUUCUGAGGUUCCAUUGUAAAUUGCAAGAUGAGUAGCUGACGGACAUGAAUAUCUUAAUCCAAACAAGUUUGAAAAGUA